Suillus subaureus is the source of this 815-nucleotide messenger RNA. RefSeq names its product mitochondrial inner membrane protein. Gene Ontology annotation, biological process: mitochondrial electron transport, succinate to ubiquinone; tricarboxylic acid cycle. Gene Ontology annotation, cellular component: membrane; mitochondrial envelope. The transcript is spliced from 5 exons. NCBI's taxonomy places the organism in Eukaryota, Fungi, Basidiomycota, Agaricomycetes, Boletales, Suillaceae. Gene Ontology annotation, molecular function: ubiquinone binding; heme binding. The record is from RefSeq and is a predicted model, not a curated record. The coding region runs from base 99 to 602 and encodes 167 amino acids.
GCUCUAUUUCCAACGCUCAUCCGCGCCCCGCAGGUGCGCACGGUGCACACGACUUUUCUCGCACUACUUCUUCAGCGUCGUUGACACCACCAGCGACGAUGGCUUCGUCCAUGAUCCUUCGCUCAACGCUACCCAGAACCUUUGCUUCCGCAACUGGACGUAAUUCCCUGCGAUCCGUGUUGCAAGUGAGAGCGGCAAGCUCAACUACGCAGUAUGUACCAGGUGGACCUAUCUUGAAGGGCACGGUUAACGACCCCACGGAGUUCCCUCCUCCAUCAAGGACACAUGGCUCGUAUCACUGGGCAUUUGAGCGUAUUAUUGCUGCCUCCCUUGUUCCCGCGACUGCAGCCGCUUUUGUGACCUCUGGGUCAUCUUACCCCGUCCUCGACGGACUGCUUGGUCUCAGCUUGGUGAUGCACUCUCAUAUUGGGUUCGACUCGAUGAUUGUGGACUAUGUGCACAAACGCAAAUUCCCUAUCCUUAGCCCUAUCCUGACCUGGACACUGAGAUCGGCCACGGUCGGCGUACUCGUUGGCGUCUAUCAAUUCAACACAAACGACAUUGGCUUGACGGAGUUGAUUGCGAAGGUUUGGACAGCAUAAAACUAUGUAGACUCCGCACUACGACAUACUACCAGAGUGUUUAGAAGACGUUGAAGAACACACUGGAAUAGUAAACACUCACAAUAUUUGACUGGUGACCGGUCUACCCCGUCAAAACUACGCAGGUGACGCAAAUUCAAACCGUCAAGCUCGCCGUGCUUGAACAUUAACCAAAAUUGAUCGUGAGAAGCUUCAUAAAACAGGAGAGAGACG